AUGGCCUCCAUCAACGGCUCACACACUGAAGCCACCAUCGCCUGCAGGUCCUCCGACAGGCCUCCAACGGGCCUCACCUGGAGGUUCAACCACAGUCAGAUCAUCCUGAACCGGACCGGCACCGUCGUCACGGUCUCAGAGGCCUGGAGGCCGCAUGUGAAGAUCGGUUCUGAGCCCAAGAACCUCACGCUGAAGGCCUUGUCUCCCCGGCAGGAGGGGCUCUACAGCUGUGAGCUCCACGAUGCUGAGGAGAGCUUCACGAGCAUCUUCUCUCUGAGGCUGGAGGAGAGUCGGAGUCAGAAGACACAAGACAGUCCCCAUGAUGCCGGAGCCGUUGGAGGAGGGGUGAUUGGAGCCAUUGUAAUCGCAGCAAUAAUCGGGUUUAUAAAAUAUUAUAUAAGCAGAAAGAAGAAGUCAGCUUCCAACGGUCAACCCGAGAGUCAGGAGAUGGGUGAACUGAUGACGUCACCGAGAGAAGAGACGGAGGAGCUGGAGGAAGAUGAAGAACGUGACGCCCGACGGGGCGACGAGACAAACAUCUCCACUCGAGGCUCUGAUUUACUGCACUGUGAGCAUGCACUUGAAGGGAGCGUUCAGAGCCCAGGAGGCCACUGAACACCUCCUCACUGCUCCCUGAAGUCGGUUUGCAGCUGGAGGACGAACACCUCCUCACUGCUCCCUGAAGUCGGUUUGCAGCUGGAGGACAAACACCUCCUCACUGCUCCAUGAAGUCGGUUUGCAGCUGGAGGACGAACACCUCCUCACUGCUCCCUGAAGUCGGUGUGCAGCUGG
Pseudoliparis swirei is the source of this 792-nucleotide messenger RNA. RefSeq lists its product as uncharacterized. Bases 1 to 615 code for a protein of 204 amino acids. NCBI's taxonomy places the organism in Eukaryota, Metazoa, Chordata, Actinopteri, Perciformes, Liparidae. The record is from RefSeq and is a predicted model, not a curated record. The transcript is spliced from 4 exons.